Molecule: messenger RNA, 1289 nt
Organism: Physella acuta
Lineage: Eukaryota; Metazoa; Mollusca; Gastropoda; Physidae
Product: putative RNA-binding protein 19
Molecular function (GO): RNA binding
Source: RefSeq, a predicted model, not a curated record
CUCACACAACUGGAACGCCCUGUUCCUGGGCGCCAACGCAGUGGCUGAUGCCAUGGCACAGAAGUAUCACACAGACAAAAGUAAUAUUCUAGAUGACGACACCAGAGGCAGUGUUGGAGUCAGGCUGGCUUUGGGUGAGACACAAAUCAUCAACGAGACCAGGGAAUUUCUCAUUUCUAACGGAGUGGCUCUAGACAGCUUUAGUCAGGCCGCAGGGGCCAGAAGCAAGACGGUCAUCCUGGUGAAAAACUUGCCCCUGGGGGUGACCACGGAUGAACUGAGAGACAUAUUCAACAAGUACGGGUCAGUGAACCGCGUCGUCCUGCCCCCCACCGGCAUCACGGCCAUUGUUGAGUACCUGGAGCCAUCAGAGGCCAGACAAGGUUUCAUGAAGCUCAACUUCUCCAAGUUUCGCUCCAUUCCCCUCUACCUGGAGUGGGCCCCCAUGACUGUAUUUGUCAAACCUGCAGCGCCCAGUCAGGAGAAGAAAGAAGACAACUCAGAGGAGGGUGGCAGGGAGGAAGAAAAGAAAGCCACGUCUAGUCAGGAGGAGAAAACAGAAGAGAAAGCUAAUGAUGAGGAAGUUCCUGAAGAGGAGGCCACUAUUUUUGUUAAAAACUUGAACUUCUCCACAACAGAUGAACAGCUAUUAGAGCAUUUCAAAGCAAUAGGCAACAUUUAUUCAGCCACAGUGUCUAAGAAAAAAGAUGCCAAAAAGCCAGGUGAACUCCUGUCCAUGGGCUAUGGUUUUGUUCAGUUCAUGAAGAAAACAGACGCGAAAGAAGCCUUGAAACAGCUACAGAACUCGAUGUUGGAUGGUCACAAUCUGGAACUAAAGAUCUCAAACAGGACGUCACAUCAGGUCACAGGUCGUCAGAAACAGGCAGAAACCAAACAGAAAUCCACCAAAAUUUUGGUCAGGAAUAUUCCAUUUGAAGCCAAGAAAAAAGAAAUUGAAGAGUUAUUCAAGGUGUUUGGUGAACUGAAGUUUGUACGUCUGCCCAAGAAACUGGGAGGGACAGGCCCACACAGGGGCUUUGCUUUUGUUGACUUUGUCACUAAGGAAGAUGCCAAGAGAGCUUUCAGCGCCCUCUGUCAUUCUACUCAUCUUUACGGGCGUCGCCUGGUUCUGGAGUGGGCAGAGGUGGAGGAGAGCCUGGACGACCUCAGGAGGAAAACUGCCCAGCAUUUUAGUGAUGAUGGGCCAAAAAGAAAAGUCACAAAAUCAAGUUUACUGGAGGAGUUACAAUCAUAAACAACCUGACAUUACAUAUGAAAUAAUUUUACCA